AUGCUGGUGCCCCCGGAAAUGCUGGCGGCGCAGUCCAAGCUCGUGUACCAAAUGAACAAGUACUACGGCGAACGCGUCGCCAGCCGCAAGGCGCAGAUCGCCAAAACUAUCCACGAGGUGUGCCGCAUCGUGCAGGAUGUCCUCAAAGAGGUCGAGCUCCAGGAGCCGCGCUUCAUUUCCUCGCUGACCGACUAUAACGGCCGCUUCGACGGCCUCGAGGUGGUCUCGCCCCACGAGUUCGAGAUCAUCAUAUACCUCAAUCAGAUGGGCGUGCUCAACUUCGUAGACGACGGCUCCCUGCCUGGGUGCGCCGUGCUCAAGCUGAGCGACGGCCGCAAGCGCUCCAUGUCCCUGUGGGUCGAAUUCAUCACUGCGUCCGGUUACCUCUCGGCCCGGAAGAUUCGGUCGCGAUUCCAGACGCUCGUGGCGCAGGCCUGCGACAAGUGCUCCUACCGAGACUGCGUCAAAAUGAUCGCCGAGACCACGGAGGUGAAGCUGCGCAUACGAGAGCGCUACGUGGUGCAAAUCACUCCGGCUUUCAAGUGCGCCGGCCUGUGGCCCCGCUCCGCGGCGCACUGGCCCCUGCCCACCAUCCCUUGGCCGCACCCCAACAUAGUGGCCGAGGUAAAGACCGAGGGCUUCGACCUCCUGUCCAAGGAGUGCUUGACGCUUCAGGGCAAGAACUCGGCUAUGGAAGGCGACGCAUGGGUCCUCAGCUUCUUCGAAGCGGAAAAUCGUCUACUUCAAGGCGGUUGUCGGCGAAAGUGCCUCAGCAUUUUAAAAACGAUUCGCGACAGACACCUCGAGUUGCCGGGAAACCCGGUGACGUGCUACCACAUGAAGACGCUCUUGCUGUACGAGUGCGAGAAGCACCCGCGCGAGCCGGAGUGGGACGAGGCGGCUCUGGGCGACCGCAUCAACGGCAUCUUCCUGCAGUUGAUCUCUUCGCUGCAAUGUCGCCGAUGCCCGCACUACUUCCUGCCGCACGUGGACCUCUUCAAAGGCAAGUCGCCCACCGCCAUGGAGAAUGCCGCCAAGCAGGUGUGGCGCCUCACGCGAGAGAUGCUCACCAACUCGCGCGCCUUCGAGAAGCUCUGA
Molecule: messenger RNA, 1098 nt
Organism: Leptosia nina
Lineage: Eukaryota; Metazoa; Arthropoda; Insecta; Lepidoptera; Pieridae
Source: the annotation of a GenBank genome assembly